AUGGCAAGACAAGGGUACUCUCUCUCAUGUAUGCAGUGCGUUGAAACUGGCAGUUCCUGUUCAGGUAGCAGCGUAAGUUGUGGAUCUGGCGAACAUUGUGGGUCAACAUACGGUGUUACUACGUUUACAGGUGGAGCUGAGGUUAAAUUUUUUACCAGAUCAUGCAUUCCAGCAAGUGAAUGUAAUGCUAAUGGAGGUUUCAGUAAUCCAUAUAUCCAAGUCAAAUUAUCAAGCAGUUGUUGUAGCACUGACAAUUGCACUCCAAUAACACCCAUUUUACCAACUGGUAGCACCCAACCAAAUGGACUGACCUGUAGAUCCUGUUUCUCUGCAACCUCUGACUGGUGUUACACUGAGGAUACUAUGUCAUGUACUGGAGAUGAGGACAGGUGUAUUUUGCAAUCUACAAAUGUAGCAGGCAAUGUGAAUGCAACCUCGCGGGACUGUUAA
Messenger RNA from Bombina bombina (fire-bellied toad), 450 nucleotides. Its product is annotated as phospholipase A2 inhibitor gamma subunit B-like. The record is from RefSeq and is a predicted model, not a curated record. The coding region runs from base 1 to 450 and encodes 149 amino acids. NCBI's taxonomy places the organism in Eukaryota, Metazoa, Chordata, Amphibia, Anura, Bombinatoridae. The transcript is spliced from 5 exons.